AUUCACUCUUCUUCUUCUAUACUAACUUCUUCUUCUUCUUCCUUCCUUUCGACCCACUACGCACCAUGUAUACACGCGCCACCGAUUCCCUCACCCACUUCCCGCCAUCGCCAACUCACAACUACCAACUUACCCUCAGCGAGCUGGACUCGCUCUCGCAACUCAACUCGGAGGUGAGUUCCAAUGCCAAUUACAGUGGCAGCAGCGGGAGCACCAGUUACGUGGGGUCGCCGAGCUCGCUGGCAAGUCACGAGACUCAGCGAGUUGGCUUGAUGCAGAGGAGCGUUAGCAGCCACUCGCUGCAGAAGAAUAGUGGAGUCCACCACCCCUUCUCUGCUCUGUUCGCUGAGUUGAUGGACUCGAAGAACGGUCCGGUGCGGAGAGUUUACAGUACCGGUGAUCUGCAGAGUGCUAGAGGAAUGUCACAUUAUCAUCACUCAGAUAGUCCUUUGUCAACUGAGAGUAGUAUGAUAAUAGAAGAAAUGACCAGGGCUGCCAGUCCUUAUAGCCCAGAGGAGAAGAAGUUGAGGAUUGAGCGGUAUAGAAGCAAGAGAAACCAGAGGAACUUCACCAAGAAAAUUAAGUAUGCUUGCAGGAAGACAUUGGCUGACAGCCGGCCACGUGUUAGAGGACGAUUUGUGAGGAAUGAUGAAAUUGUGAUGGACACUUCAGUAACAACCGGAGAGGAAUUAGAAGAUGAUGAAGAUGAGAAUUGGACCAAUUUCUUUGAUUCCUUGGUUCCUGAAAAUCAUGCUCAUGAUCCUCAAAGUAGCUCCUCCUUUGAUAUGUUCUACUAAAAUAAAUAAAAAAUAUGGCUGGUUAAUUAAUUUGUUUGCUUGUGAUCAAAUUAAGUAGGUAAUGUAAAUAUAUUAAAUGGAAAUAUUGAAUCAUGGAUGUGAAUGUGACCAUGUGCAAUGUUAGACUUAGUGUGGGGUGAAAUUUUUUAGUGCCCACUUUAUCUUUUUCAUAGAUUAGGCCUCAGUAGCAGCAUUAUACUGUUGGAUAAAUCUUAAACAAGUUGUACUUGGGGUUUAAUUCUUAUAUAUAUCAUGUAUAUUAUGA
Lotus japonicus is the source of this 1062-nucleotide messenger RNA. RefSeq names its product zinc finger protein CO3. The coding region runs from base 66 to 797 and encodes 243 amino acids. The transcript is spliced from 3 exons. Gene Ontology annotation, molecular function: protein binding. NCBI's taxonomy places the organism in Eukaryota, Viridiplantae, Streptophyta, Magnoliopsida, Fabales, Fabaceae. Gene Ontology annotation, biological process: regulation of flower development. Gene Ontology annotation, cellular component: nucleus. The record is from RefSeq and is a predicted model, not a curated record.